Camellia sinensis is the source of this 2108-nucleotide messenger RNA. Its product is annotated as aluminum-activated malate transporter 9. Gene Ontology annotation, biological process: malate transport. The record is from RefSeq and is a predicted model, not a curated record. NCBI's taxonomy places the organism in Eukaryota, Viridiplantae, Streptophyta, Magnoliopsida, Ericales, Theaceae.
CACACCAUUCUCCUCUUUAAAAUCACUCUCUCAUUUGCUCUCUCAUUUCCAUCUCAAAGCUCAAACACCAUUCUUCACUCAAAUCUAUCUAAUUGGGAGGCUUAGGCCAAAGUAGGACUGCAACGAGACUCAGAAAAACUAAUUCUAUUAGUUCAGUAUUCGAGAAUGAAUGGAAAAAAGGGUAGUUUUGAGAUCAACAUUCGAUCGAUUACCAAAGGCAAAAUGGUGGAAACUGGGAAGAAAUCUGGUGCCGAUGACUUGGGUUUCGCCAGCUGCAAAGGGUGGAUUUGGACUGUUUGGGAAUUUUGCAAAGAAGAUAGCAAUAGAGUAGUGUUUUCAUUGAAAGUUGGGCUUGCUGUUCUUCUUGUGUCUUUGCUCAUACUGUUUGAAGCACCUUAUCAAGUGUUCGGCACCAAUAUCAUCUGGUCAAUCCUCACUGUUGCCAUUAUGUUUGAAUACACUGUUGGUGCCACAUUUAACCGAGGAUUCAACCGCGCACUUGGAAGCUUGUUAGCAGGAAUCUUAGCCAUUGGUGUUGCUCAGUUAGCGUUAAACACUGGCCGAGUUGCAGAACCGAUUAUAAUUGGAAUCAGUAUCUUUCUGAUCGGGACUGUUACAUCAUUCAUGAAGUUAUGGCCUUCGCUCGUGCCAUAUGAGUAUGGAUUCCGGGUCGUACUUUUUACCUACUGUUUGAUCAUAGUUUCUGGGUAUCGGAUGGGGAGCCCUAUUAGAACUUCAUUGAAUCGGCUCUACUCAAUCGCCAUCGGAGGGAUUGUUGCAGUUUUAGUGAAUGUACUCAUUUUUCCUAUAUGGGCCGGUGAGCAAUUACACAAGGAGCUAGUUGGCAGUUUUAAUGCAGUGGCUGACUCACUUGAAGAAUGUGUGAGGAAGUAUUUAGAAGACGAUGGAUCUGAUCAUCCGGAGUUCUCCAAGACUGUCAUGGAUGAGUUUCCAGACGAGCCUGCUUACAGGAAAUGUCGAUCCACAUUGAAUUCCUCUGCAAAACUAGAAUCCUUGGCUCUUUCAGCUAAAUGGGAGCCCCCACAUGGUAGAUUCAGACACUUCUUCUAUCCAUGGCCAGAAUAUGUCAAAGUUGGCGCAGUUCUUCGGUACUGUGCAUACGAAGUUAUGGCACUUCAUGGUGUUCUUCACUCUGAAAUUCAGGCCCCUUACAAUCUAAGAAUCACAUUUGAAGCAGAAAUCCGAGACGCUACAAGCCAGGCUGCAGAGCUAGUCAGAAGUCUAGGCAGAGAUGUAAGUAACAUGAAACGAACCCUGAAAACCUCUCUUCUCAAAAGGGUUCACAGCUCAACAGAGCGACUCCAACAUGCCAUAGACUUGCAUUCCUAUCUCCUAACAACCAAUUUCGAAUCACCCAAUACCGCAUCAAAGCCAAUUCCUAAGUUACCUCAUGCCCUCUCAUCCACACUUGACGACCUCUCCAACCAACUAGACGAUCUUGACAACACCGCCAUUGAUCAGAACACAAAUCAAACAACCCAAAACAAUACUGCUUCAACAGAGUCUUAUCAUGAGAUGAUGAGAAAGCAAUCAAGGAGGCUACAUUCGUGGCCGUCUAGAGAAGUGGAUGCUUUUGAAGAAGAAGGGGGUUUUAGUGCAGACAUUAUACCGAGGAUGAAUGCACUUGAGAGCACUGCAGCAUUGUCGCUCGCUACUUUUACUUCAUUGCUUAUUGAGUUUGUUGCUCGGCUCGAUCACUUGGUUGAAGCAGUUGAUGAGCUUUCUAAGAUGGCCAAGUUCAAGUAUGAGGUUCAAUAAGAGGAAAAACUAUCCAUUUACUACUGAAUUUGAUAUAUGAUAGCUAUAGUAUGAUGUAACAGAGAAUGAGAAUAAGGAAAAAGCAAAAACAAAAAAAAAAAGAAAAGAACAGAAAAAAAAGAGCAGUAGCUUCGAAAAUUGCUGUCAUCAGUUAUAGAAAUAAAAGAAUUAAUUCUUGGAAUGGAAAGUACUACUUUGUUCUGAGAAUGACGCGUUUGGUAGGUAUCAGAUGCUGCACAUGGUAUAGCUACUUUCAAUUUCUGUCUCUUAGUAUCAAUUAUUUUCAAUGAAAGAUGUUUAAAUAAUAAAAAAUGUUAUUUAUCGCGGCA